Messenger RNA from Ananas comosus (pineapple), 3027 nucleotides. Its product is annotated as DUF724 domain-containing protein 3-like. The transcript has 4 exons. Bases 211 to 903 code for a protein of 230 amino acids. The record is from RefSeq and is a predicted model, not a curated record. Lineage: Eukaryota; Viridiplantae; Streptophyta; Magnoliopsida; Poales; Bromeliaceae.
AUUAAAAAGGUAGAAAUAAGCCGAGAAAUUAAACCCACAGAAGGAAGGAAUUUGGGGGCAGCGGAGGGAAGAGGGAGAGCGCGAGGGAUCGUCGAAGAGAAGCGAAGGUGAGAAGGAGACGAAUCGAUCGCUCUUCGUCUCCGAUCGAUCGAUCGUAGAGAGAUUGUUCAAAUCAAAGUUCUCGAAAUUGAAAUCCGAGAUCAUUGCACAAUGAGAUUCAAGAAAGGCAGCAAGGUGGAGGUAAUGAGCAAGUGGGAGGUGCCCUUAGGAUCAUGGUGCCCUGCGGAGAUAAUCUCCGGCAACGGGCAUACUUAUAAUGUGCGAUUCAUUACUUGUUCACUUGAUACAAAUUUGGCUGUCGGGCGAGUGCCGAGAAAGGCUAUCAGGCCAUGCCCGCCUCCUUUCGAGUCCACAGAGAGCUGGGUUCAGGGUGACAUAGUUGAGGCCUUUGAGAGUAACUCCUGGAAGCUUGCAAUAGUGUCCCGAGUCAUUGAUUCGAGUUAUUAUGUUGUCAGACUUCUUGGAACGUCGAAAGUCUUUAGAGCGCAUUUAUCUGGCCUUAGAGUGCGACAGUCUUGGAGGGAUGGGAAAUGGGAUGUGAUUCAGAAGGGUUAUCGAAGAUGCAAAGGAGUCAUGGAUAGCCGGAUGAAGUUGGGGAACUUUAGCCCACAAGUACCUCAGUCAUGCAUAGAGUUGGAGAAAUACGGUGGAGAUGAUCAAUUACACUUUGGAAGAAGUACUUGUCUUAGGGAGCUCGCAUCGAGAAGUGGGGAGAAAAGGCCAAAUGACUGCUUGAUGAUUAUUGGCACAUCUGCAGGAGCUAAGAAUAAGAGGAGAUUAGUAGAGAAAGAGGGAAAGUGCCAGCCAGUUCUACUUGAAAAGGCUGAAGUUGGAGGCUUUUAAAGCAUGCCAGCAGGCCAAGAUGAUAGUGGGUUUGUUACCUAUUUAACCUUCGGGGAAUGUGGCAACAUCUCUAUCUCCAUCUGAUCCUGACAAAGGAUUCAGCACAAGCUGAUCAGUUGGUAUCUUUUAACUGCGCUUCUCAUUUUUCCCGAUCUUACUGCAGGCUGACUAGGUGCUUUUGAUAGCUAAGUUAUGGGCACCUGUGUAUCUAUUGCAGCUUAUGAUGGUUGCACUCAAAAUGUGGUAAGAACUUAAAAGUUAACUGCUGAGUGCCUCUAUUUACUUAAUGCGGGAGAAAUCUCAAUUCAGUAUGUUGGAUAGCUUGCUCUUGUCAGUAAUAUUACAUAUAUUGUGUAUUAAUUCACUAUUGUUUAUUUCCUUCCUAAAUCUGGUCAGAGUUUGUUACAAAAGAUACCGCGUACUUUGGUUGCUAUAGUACUGGUGUAACCACUUCAAUAAUCUUACCAGUUUGUGAAUAUUGAUGAGAGCUCAUGUAUUGAAUGGUAUAAGAACAUGUGUCCAAUGCUUACAAAGCAUUUGGUAUAUUUGUUUCUCAUGCAAUUUAAUGUUUCCAUAAAGAAUGAUCAGAACAAUACUAAUUAUUCUUCUGUUAUAAAAAUUGAUCGCUGCCUGUUCCAUUUAAAAUUUUAAACCACAAUCACUGCAAGAAUUCUUUUACAUUGGAGGAAAAGAGAUUUUCUUUAACUUCAAGUGGAAACGAAAGAAAAUAUUCAUAAGGGAGAAUGAUGUUGAAAUUAUCUGCAUCCGUUUCACCUUGACAAUUUGGAUGAUAGAAGCAUUUGUAAAUGACCUACCGAUAUUCCUCGUGAAAUAAAAUAGUUACUCUUUACUUUUUCCGGACCUAUGGCAUUCAUCAUCUGCAGAGUAAUUGUUGUUAAAAGAUCAUUGUAGGGUUUAUUGUGCAUAUUUGUUAGUACACUGUAAGGUAGCUAUUGAAUUUCGAGCGGGAUUGGCACGAAUAUUUUCUGAUAAAAGAUGAACUUCCUGUCGAAAUGUUUUGAAGCAAUACAUUAUCCUUCUCUUGGGUUGUUGUUAGGCUCAUUCUUUGUGUUUAAGUCAUUGUUUUUUAUUAGCAUUCCUAUGGAAGUUACUUAACAAGAUUGAAAUGAAUGCCUGGUGAUACUGUAGGCAUGUGGUGCAUGUACGAUCAUUAGAAGCUUCGAAGAUACUAAAGGCAUUUAGCGCAUCAUCAUCAAUUGUUUGUACUUAACGACUAUUUUAUGCAAAUUUUGAUGGUUGAAAGGAUCGGACCACCUUGAGAAGCAUCACGGGAAUAAAUGAGAAAUAAUAUCUUGAUAUUUUGUGUUUCAGCGAGCAAGAAAUCUUAGAGCUAAUAAGACUUAAAAGUUACAGGAAACAGGUGACAAUUAGGACUUUCUUUACAAGGUACGUGGCAUUAUUAUUUGUGAUGGUUCUAGAACUGUGUGGUUUCUGAUGCUGUUGCUGAUGUUCUUUUCAAUUUCCUUGUUGAUAGUCUUUAGCAAAGUGGUGCAUUGUCACCUUGUAGAUGGAAAAUGCUCAGGAAAUGUUCUUCCAAUAGAUGCCAAUGUUGUUUAUCUAUAUGCACUCUAAUUGAACUUUGCUGGCCUUGAAUUCUUGGACUCGGAAUUUCAGAUUUGCUUAGCAACUUUUGGAAAGGCAUGCUGGGGCACUUGUCUGUAUUCCAUGCGUACAUCUGUUUUGCAGCAGUCUCUGUUAAGACCGAAUCUUUCUCAACCUUCUGACUGUCGGACUGCCAUCAAAUAUAAGCUCUUUCUUGCAAUUUCCAAUUCGAAUCAUUUGUUACGCUUUUUGAAACUAAGCCAAGCUUCUAACAAGGAAUUUGCAACAGUCGUCAAUUGGAGCCUCCCUCAGGAAAGAAGAAAGAUGUAGAAGCAGGUAUAACUUAUGAUCAAAGCUUUUACCAGAUGGAGAGUAGCUGAAUUACAUUUUGGUGAUAGUUACAAGAUUUGAAUUUCUUAGUUCCAUUCCAAAAUUGUCCGUUCGGAUGUGUACUACUGUACUUGAUAUGUGUAACUUGAUAGACUCGAAGGUUUUUAUUUUCACUCUUUGAUUGUGUUUGGAUAUGACAGAUAACACCUUUUUUUACUUACUAUUGCUCUC